This is a messenger RNA of Cryptococcus wingfieldii CBS 7118, 951 nucleotides long. RefSeq lists its product as hypothetical. Gene Ontology annotation, cellular component: cytoplasm. The record is from RefSeq and is a predicted model, not a curated record. The transcript is spliced from 4 exons. Gene Ontology annotation, biological process: protein refolding. NCBI's taxonomy places the organism in Eukaryota, Fungi, Basidiomycota, Tremellomycetes, Tremellales, Cryptococcaceae. The coding region runs from base 1 to 951 and encodes 316 amino acids.
AUGCUCCUCCCCUGCUCUCCCCGCUGCAUCGCCCGCGCACGCCUCCAACACGCCCACCUCUUCCAUCGAUCAGCGUCUUCUGCUGCUCUGCCCAGCGACUCGUCAGCCACGAGUGCUUCCUCAAAUAAGGGAAAGGGGCGGCAAAGCACACUAUCACAGCAGUAUAGGUUUCCAGAGACGGGCAAGAUGGGCGGGCCUCCAAAUCCGUACGAAGUCAUGGCUCUCGAUCCAAAUGCCAGUCAGCAGGACGUAAAGCAGCAAUACUAUAAACUCGCCUUGCUGCUACAUCCCGACUCGUCCCAUCCCUCCUCCUCUCCAGACCACUUUGCCACCCUGAACAAAGCCUACAACCUCCUCUCCAAACCGUCCUCUCGCUCCGCCUACUCGAAAACGGGCUACGGCUGGGACCUUGCCUCCUCCUCAUCAUCUCCCGGACCUUCAUCGGUAGACCAAUGGAUGCGGGCGGAAAUACACAGACGUCGGACGUACGGCGCGGCAGCUUGGAACCCUGCCUCGAGGAAUUAUCGAAAUUCGGAUGAGGGCAAGGGUGCGUGGGGAGGGUUUGAUGGGUCGAAAGGGUGGAAGCCGUAUGAAAGCAAGACUGGGUUUGAGCCUCCGAGAGCAGAUACGGGGGCGGCUGAGGAGAGGUAUAUGUCGAAUCCGAGGUUUCUCGCGGUUGUUGGCUUGACGAGUGUAGUUGUGGCGUAUAUGAACUGGAGCCACGUGGGAGGAUCAAGUGAAGCGCAUCGUGAAAUGCUAGACCGACAGCACUUUGACGCCUCACAUGCGCUUGCCACAGCUCGAUACGAAGCCUCUACCCACGGUCACAUACGGCGUGAGCGUAUACGUCGACGAGUGCGACAGGCGGAGGUGAUGAAGGAGCUUGAGCUGGCAGAACAGGGGCAUCUUGCGCUGGCAGAACAAGGGCAGUUUGAUAGUGUCCAGAAGUGA